UAGAUUUCUAGAAAAUGAACUAAGGAAUAUAUUUUCACUUCUCUCACUGAUCCCAGAUCACAUGGACAUAUUGUCCUUGUUCGAGAGCAUCAAAUCCAUGAUGCAUUGUGGGUAAAUUGUGACUGGCUGAUCUACAAAUAUUAAUGAGUAGUUAUUUUUGAUGCAAAGUGAUUUGAAGAUCAGUCAGUCGGCAGUCGCUUGCAAUGUCGAACAAGCUCUUUGACUUCUCCAAUCCCAAACCCCAGCAUGUGUCUGCUUGGUCUGUUUCGCAAGCGUUCCCGGUAGUCUCGCGAUGUUGCGCUUCUGGGUUUAGAAACUCUGUGCUACUGUUGUCUGACAGCUAGACGAGAACUGGCAUAGCUAGCGAGACAUCAGAAAGGAAAUAAAGCAAUUCUCAACAUUGAUGGUUUCUAUAGAGGACUAUUUUAUACAUUGACAAACCCACAUAUCAGCUGUUAAAAUGAAAAAAGAAGGAACCCGCUGUUAGGCCUAACUGCUCUGAGCUGAGUCUGUUCCUCAUCAUUCCCUUGACCCCUGACCCCCUGGACGACGUAACCAUGACGACGGGGGAGUGUUGCCACCUCCCGGGCUCUCUGUGUGACUGCACUGGCAACGCUGCCCUGUCCAAAAGCGUGGAGGAGUCGGAUAACUGCAGAUCACAGUAUGUCACCCAGGUCACAGCCAAAGAUGGACGGCUGCUCUCCACUGUCAUCAAACCCGUGAGCACACAGAGCGAUGGGCCAAUCUGCCGGAUCUGUCACGAGGGGGCCAACGGCGAGGGCCUCCUGUCCCCCUGCGACUGCACAGGGACUUUGGGCACGGUGCACAAGAGCUGCCUAGAGAAGUGGCUCUCCUCCUCCAACACCAGUUACUGUGAGCUGUGCCACACAGAGUUCACAAUUGAGCGCAAGCCCAGGUCCCUCACAGAGGUAACAAAGUGGAUGCGGGAUCCGGGCCCUCGGAACGAGAAGCGCACUUUGUUCUGUGACAUGCUGUGCUUCCUGUUCAUCACGCCCCUGGCAGCCAUCUCUGGCUGGCUGUGUCUGAGGGGAGCUCAGGACCACCUGCACUUCAACAGCAGACUGGAGGCCGUGGGCCUCAUCGCACUCACCAUCGCCCUCUUCACCAUUUACGUCCUCUGGACUCUGGUUUCAUUCCGCUACCACUGUCAGCUCUACUCUGAGUGGAGACGAACCAACCAGAAAGUGCGCCUGCUCCUUCCAGACGCGAAGGGUGGGCAUUCUAGCCAGCAUUCCUUGCUCUCCACGAAGCUGCUGAAAAAGACAGCUGACGAGACCAUAGUAUGAGGUCAAAGUUCUCCACAACCGACUAUAAAAGUGAGGCAUGGAUCGUUGAUGCUGAUCUAAGGCGAUUCAUCCAGCAGUUGAUUCCCUAACCACUGAGUGCAGAAGUGAGAAGUUUUGACUCCGGUUCACCAGCCACAGGCUAUUCCACUGGGGGAUUAUAUAUGCUCAUGCCAUUUUUAUACGCAAUUCAGUUGACUCCCUUCAAUUUAACUCCCAUCUGUUUUCCCCUUGGGGUGAGCAGGAAUUGUGCAAUAAAACACUGUGGACGCGGGUGCUCUCGCAGUAUGUGAGGAGACUGCUCCCAACACGCACAGUUUUGCAUGCAUGCGAUGCACUGUUUAUGUUUUCAUUUUGUUGGGGUGGGGGGGAAUAUUGUUUACUUUUUUUUUUUACUUUGGGGGAUUGAAAGAUCGGUUGGUCGAGCUUCCGUUGAUUUAGUGUUGCUAGUUUGUAUGUUGAUCAAGGUUUCCUCCCUGGGAGUAUAGAGGUCUCAUACUGUCAGCACUUAAUAGAAAAAACUGUUCCUAUAGAGUGAGCUGAUCUAUGUACAGUAGGUCUAGAUGCCACUGAUGAAGAAAAACCUUUAUGGAAAUGUGUAUUCCACAAACAUGAAUUUCAAACUUGUUGUGGUUGAGGGGAAACUGGUUACAGGAAAUCAAUAGUACAUUGCUCUCCUAUGAUGAGAUUCCAAUGAAAAGCUUUUAGUUGGUGUGUUUUUUGGUAUUGGUGUGUUUUCUUUUGGUGUCGUCACGUAACAAUAGCUAGUAAUCACAUCCAGCAAGAGCAUAGAUUGGUUGGUUGAUGUUACUUCAGGUUUUGUAGAAGUUGUAUUCCCUCCGAUAUGCAGUCGACCAGACUCGGACGCCUACACUCAGACGUACCUACAGACUGUACCUUGACAGUAGAACCCAGUGUCUGGUUCUAGACUCUUAUGAGUUUUGUUCUUAUCCAUCUGCCACAACUUUAAAACAUAUGAGGUGACCUCUGUAUGAGAGAGAUGUGCAAAAACAGCAUAGCUCUUUGUGUGGGUUUUGUGCAUUUGAUUUCUUCCCUGUACGCUGUAUGGACCUUUCAGACACCCUCUGUCUUAGCGAAGCUUCAUUUCGACAUAUUUGUAUAUGUGUUGUUAAUCAUAGUGUCCUUGGUUGACCAUACAAGUAUUGUCCCUGAAUCUUAAAAGCUGUUAACAGGCCUAAAGAGAGGAGGAUUAAUGCAAAUAUCCUCCUCAGUAGGGGAAGCUCACGUCAUGGUGCACAGAAGCCAAAAACAUAGGUCUAGAUUUGUCACUCUUUUAUUUUAACCCCUUCAUAGCAAUCAUGCUCCUAUCUACUGCUCAUCUGUAGGGGCAAGUUCAACUCCUCCGGGACCUGAGGGUUGAUCACCUGAAGGGCUUUGCGGUGGAACAGCUAUGCACUGGAAGGUUUAUUUAUGCAGCUGCAAGAAACCUGGUUGUGGGAGUGGCAUUCUGAAAUCAGAUUAAGCUUGGGGGGACAAUGGUGAUCUACAGUAAACAAAGUAGGAAGUCAUCCUCAGCAUAGAUGGACACUAGUCAGCCCAGUUCAGUUCAGUGUAGUGUCCUGUUGGGAGACCCAUUCUGAAAAUGGAUAGAAAUGUUUUUGUUGUUGUAAAGUGGCGAUUGUCACUCUGAAGGAAUCCUCAUCUGGUGUUAAAGGGUAGAUAACGUUGUGCAAUAGUAAUACUGGAGCUUAGUAUGAGGUUAUUUUCCUGUGUGUGUGUGUGUGGUGGUGUGGAACCGUGUUGAGGAUCUUUCAGGGUGGAGAGAGUUCUUACCUACGUCGUCAGCAAUGUAGGGUGUAGUUACAGCAAGUGUGCAAUUUGAUCACUUUACAAUGCAAUUCUUACCUAUAAUCUUAACAAUAUGUAAUGAAAGCAGAAGUAUAAUGUAGAAGUAAGUGCAUAUGAAGGAUCAUAGCAGUUCGCUCACUUGUGCAGGCUGAGAAGGUCACGAUAGGAUGUUGGAUUUUUCUAUGCGAGUCUUGAGUUGCCUACAAUAUGCUCAGAGACAUUAAACUCCAGUGUUAUAACCGCUAACUCAAACAGUUCCUUCUCUCCAAAGAAGCAUUGAUUCUUGUGUUUUAUACCAGUAUAUCAAACGGCACUUUCACAAAACUAUAAUGGAAAUGAAUACAGUGUGGUUGUUUAUAUUAUCUCCUAAUACAGACUUUGAAAGGGAUUUAAAAGUGUUACUGAUAUUGUACAAUUUUCCCUGUUUCUGAUGUUCGGAUAUUGCUCCUCUGAUUUCGUUUUUGAUUUGAAGAUGAAACCAAGGGUCCAGGGCAUUGUCAUGCUCGUAUGUAAAAGGAGCAACAUACCAGCUUUGUAGACUUGUUUUUGUUAAUGAUUUAAUCUCGUGUUCGUUUUACCACAGUUUUUAAUAUAUUCAUGUGUAUCAUUUGUAAUUUGUUUCAAUUAUUCCUUGAAGCACAGGAUUUGUAUCAAUCUUACACUAUAGUAUUUCAAAACAUUUAUGUUGUGCAAUGUAAAAAAGAAAGAUGUCUUCACCAAAAUAUGUUGGUGCUUGCAAUCAGCCAAGAAAAGUGUGCAAAGCAAAUUUAAAAAUGAAGCUACAGAAUGGAUAAA
Salmo salar (Atlantic salmon) is the source of this 3908-nucleotide messenger RNA. Its product is annotated as E3 ubiquitin-protein ligase MARCHF2. Gene Ontology annotation, molecular function: zinc ion binding; ubiquitin-protein transferase activity. Gene Ontology annotation, biological process: protein ubiquitination. The record is from RefSeq and is a predicted model, not a curated record. NCBI's taxonomy places the organism in Eukaryota, Metazoa, Chordata, Actinopteri, Salmoniformes, Salmonidae.